AUGAUUAACGCAUUAAGAAGAUUUAUUAGUUUACGAGGAUACCCUAAAGAAAUCAGAAGUGAUUGUGGUACAAAUUUCAUUAACGCAGAUAAGGAGUUGAAAGCUAGCAUCGAAGAAUGGAAUCAACAGAAGAUUAGAUCUUUCUGUAAUCAAAAAGGAAUAGAAUGGACAUUUAAUCCACCAAGUGCGAGUCAUAUGGGGGGCGCAUGGGAGCGGUUGAUAAGAAUUGUACGUCAGAUUCUUCGAGCGCUGCUGAAAGAACAAAUAAUUGGAGACGAAGUCCUGUUAACCGUCGUGGCUGAAGCAACAAACAUUCUAGACAGUCGACCACUAACGCGAAAUGGUGAUGAUCCACGAGAUGAAGUACCACUAACCCCAAACCAUCUGUUACAUUUACGCCCGUAUUCUACAGGUAUAUUGCCUCCUGGAGUGUUCACCGAGCAUGACCAUUACAAACGUAGAUGGAAACAAGCACAAUAUUUAGCUAAUCUUUUUUGGAAAAGAUGGAUAAAGGAGUAUCUUCCUAAUCUCCAAAUUCGACAGAGGUGGACAGAAAGAAAGGAAAACUUAAAGGUUGGAGAUCUCGUACUUCUCAUGGAUAAGAAUUACAGAAGAGGACAGUGGCCGCUUGCACGUGUUGUUGAAGUGUUCCCAAGUGAAGAUGGUUUAGUUCGUAGUGUUAAUCUCAAGACAAGUUCAACAGUGGUCACUCGAGCCAGACGAACCCGACGUGGAGAAAUAAAAACAACAACGACCUACCUUACUCGCCCAAUAACAAAACUAUGUCGUCUGGAAAUGGACACUGAAGAUAAGUGCAAUUCAUGA
Molecule: messenger RNA, 825 nt
Organism: Dendronephthya gigantea
Lineage: Eukaryota; Metazoa; Cnidaria; Anthozoa; Malacalcyonacea; Nephtheidae
Exons: 1
Coding region: 1-825 (274 amino acids)
Biological process (GO): DNA integration
Molecular function (GO): nucleic acid binding
Source: RefSeq, a predicted model, not a curated record